Oncorhynchus nerka (sockeye salmon) is the source of this 1688-nucleotide messenger RNA. RefSeq names its product UDP-glucose 6-dehydrogenase. Gene Ontology annotation, molecular function: NAD binding; UDP-glucose 6-dehydrogenase activity. The transcript has 10 exons. Gene Ontology annotation, biological process: glycosaminoglycan biosynthetic process. Gene Ontology annotation, cellular component: nucleus. NCBI's taxonomy places the organism in Eukaryota, Metazoa, Chordata, Actinopteri, Salmoniformes, Salmonidae. Bases 263 to 1567 code for a protein of 434 amino acids. The record is from RefSeq and is a predicted model, not a curated record.
AAUUUGACUUUGUGACUGUGGCAUCUAGUGGAAACUCAGCAUAAAAUACUGAGCUCUCAUUUGUAACUAAAGGGUGUAAGUACAGCAACUAUCGACAAGCGACCCCUUCCACAACCCCAAAUAUCUUCAAAGCGACAAUAUUUCAGUGAUAAAAUUGACAUCGCAUCAGUAACAAGGAGGACAUCUGAUUAUACAGAUAACGGAAGUGAGUUUUUUGCGAAUUGGAUUUUAUCCGUGAGAUCGGGUAGUUGUCUCCGCAGUGAUGUUUCAGAUCAACAGAAUUUGCUGUAUAGGAGCAGGUUAUGUGGGAGGACCAACCUGCAGUGUCAUCGCCCACAUGUGUCCAGAGAUCCACGUGACAGUGGUCGACGUCAACGAAUCACGGAUCAACGCCUGGAACUCCGACACACUGCCCAUAUACGAGCCAGGGCUGAAGGAGGUAGUGGAGUCAUGCCGAGGGAAGAAUCUCUUCUUCUCUACAGAUAUAGAUUCUGCCAUCAGAGAUGCUGACCUCGUCUUCAUAUCAGUGAACACCCCCACAAAGACCUAUGGGAUGGGGAAGGGGCGUGCAGCCGACCUAAAGUACAUUGAGGCCUGUGCUCGCCGCAUCGUAGAGGUUUCCAACGGUUACAAGAUCGUCACGGAGAAGAGCACGGUUCCUGUCCGAGCGGCUGAGAGCAUCAGACGGAUAUUUGACUCCAACACCAAACCCAACCUCAACCUGCAGGUGCUGUCCAACCCAGAGUUCCUGGCUGAGGGUACGGCUGUGCGUGACCUGAAGGAGCCAGACCGCGUCCUGAUUGGUGGAGACGAGACGGCGGAGGGUCAGAGGGCGAUCAGGGCUCUGUGUGACGUUUACGAACGCUGGGUCCCCAAGGCCCGCAUCAUCACCACCAACACCUGGUCCUCAGAACUCUCCAAACUGGCUGCCAAUGCGUUCCUAGCCCAGCGUAUCAGCAGUAUCAACAGUAUCAGUGCUCUGUGUGAGUCAACGGGGGCUGACGUAGAGGAGGUGGCUCUAGCCAUCGGCAUGGACCAGAGGAUAGGCAGCAAGUUCCUGAAGGCCAGCGUGGGGUUUGGUGGUAGUUGUUUCCAGAAGGAUGUAUUAAACUUGGUUUAUCUGUGUGAAGCUCUCAACCUCCCCGAGGUCGCUUCCUACUGGCAACAGGUGAUUGAUAUGAACGAGUACCAGCGGAGGAGGUUUGCGUGUCGUAUCAUUGACUGUCUGUUUAACACAGUGACAGGGAAGAAGAUCGCCCUGCUGGGAUUCUCCUUUAAGAAAGACACUGGAGAUACCAGGGAGUCUUCUAGUAUCUAUAUAUCUAAGUACCUGAUGGACGAGGGAGCCAAGCUCCACAUCUACGACCCCAAAGUCCUGAAGGAACAGAUCAUUCUGGACCUCUCUCAACCGCACAUCUCUGAAGACCCUCUCAGAGUGUCUGAGCUGGUCACCGUGUCAGUGGAUCCCUACCAGGCCUGUCAGGGGGCUCACGCUCUGGUCGUCUGCACCGAGUGGGACAUGUUCAAGGUGAGAGACACACACACACACACUAUUCCAAUCCUAUAAACACCUAACAUCGUGUGUGUGUGUGUCUGUGUGUGUCUCUGUCUCUGUGUGUGUGUGUCUGUGUGUGUGUGUGUGUGUGUGUGUGUGUGUGUGUGUCUCUGUCUCUGUGUGUGUGUGUGUG